Cylicostephanus goldi is the source of this 483-nucleotide messenger RNA. The record is from the annotation of a GenBank genome assembly. Lineage: Eukaryota; Metazoa; Nematoda; Chromadorea; Rhabditida; Strongylidae.
AUGGCGCUUCGCAUGAUCAGUCUAAACCUUGGGUUGGAUCCACGAACAUUUCCCUUCAUCGAACGUCCAGAAUCAGAGAAGCUGAACGAUGCUUUGGAUCUACUGAAGUUUCAGGGUGUGCUAUAUCCUGAACGUGACAAUCAACUCACUGCUUUGGGCAACGCAAUCGCGAAACUUCCGGUUGAUGUUCCUAUAGCGAAGAUGCUUGUAUACGGAUGCGUGGUCAAUCAUGUGGAAGUGAUGUUAACGGUCGCCGCCGGUCUAUCCGUGCAGAGCCCUUUCACUAACCGAUCUUAUAGGGAACUGGAUGUGGUCGAGCGAAGGGCUCGUCUAACAAGCUCAAUGGGGGAUCCGUUCACUCUCAUUGAAAUCUUUAGUUUUGUCGCGAUAUUAACGCUUAUCUCUGAGGGAAUUCAGGGAGUGGGUGUUGCAAAAGUCUUCCGGAGGCAAAGUGCGACGAUGGGCUCUGGAAAACGGUAUUGA